UGCCGGCGGCGGCACGGCCGAGGUUUGCUCGGUUCAGAGGGUGCAGCGUUGGUUUAUGUUUAGAGUUCAGAUCAUCCGACAGACGGUUGUCGCUGGAAGUAAUGAUGUGAGUGCUUCUUAAGUUCCACCUAACAACAACAGAUCAAUCUGAAAUCACCAGAAAUAUCUAAAAACAAGAAAAGAAGGUUGAGAGCAGAAAAGAAACGACUGUUUUGAAGUAUGGGAUGAGAGCAGCACCAGAACAUCCUUCCCUGAUAGUUGGAGGAAAAGUGCACUCAUCUGAGAAUGAAUAAAACCUGACAAAUGCCCACUGCACAUGUAGCAAUAAUGAGUUAAUCUCUCCAGCCCACCUGAGGAGCUAUUGCAGCUCCUGGUACACGAAGGAGUUGAGAGCGCACAGUCCCAAACCAGCCCUGUUUAGAGGUCUCUGCUGUCAAUGCUCCCUGGGGGAGCCCGUUGCACCUUCAAGGCUGUGCACCUACAGGCGUUGCUCGCAGUGCCAGCUGCACCUUCAGCAGCUUCCCAGAGAGCUGAGCAGGUGUGGCUGGUGGGCCACUGCUGUGUCAGCAGCCCUGUGAUGCCCUGCUGAGCAACGACCCGUGUUCACCCACCAUGCCUCGUGUGCUGCUUCCGUCCCACCAGGCACAGAUAGCAGCUUAUCUUGAGGAGUUUGACCGGUACUAUUCCUUGACCAAACUCAUGUCCUUCUACCAAGCAACCAACAGGACCACCUUCAACUGGACAGACAGCCGCAUUGUGGAGUGGGAGAAGUUUGCGGAGCUGGCUCGAUACGAGCCAGAAUCUCAGAAACCGACUGUGAAGGCUCUCCUGAUCGUGGCGUACUCAGUGAUCAUCAUCAUGUCUCUCUUUGGGAACGUGCUGGUGUGCCACGUGGUGCUGAAGAACAAGAGGAUGCAUUCGGCCACCAGCCUGUUCAUCGUCAACCUGGCUGUGUCUGACAUCAUGAUCACACUGCUCAACACCCCCCUCACUCUGGUUCGGUUUGUGAACAGCACCUGGAUCUUUGGGAAGGCGAUGUGCCAUGUCAGCCGCUUCGUGCAGUACUGCUCGCUGCACGUCUCCACGCUCACCCUGACAGCCAUCGCCCUGGACAGGCACCAGGUCAUUCUGAACCCACUCAAGCAAAGGAUGUCUCUGACAAAAGGAGCGCUGAGCAUCGCUGUGAUCUGGCUGCUGGCUGCCUGCUUCUCCCUGCCCCACGCCAUCUACCAGAAGCUCUUCCAGUACAACUACAGGGAAGCCACCGUGCGGAGUCUGUGCCUCCCGGAUUUCCCUGAGCCUGCAGAGCUGGUCUGGAAGUACCUGGACCUGUCCACCUUCCUGCUCCUCUACCUGCUGCCUCUGCUCGUCAUCACCGCCACCUACGCGCGCCUGGCCAAGAAGCUGUGGCUGCGCAACGCCAUCGGUGACGUCACCACGCAGCAGUACGUCGCCCACCACAGGAACAAGAAGAAGAGCAUCAAGAUGCUGGUGCUGGUUGUGGUGGUCUUCGCUGUCUGCUGGUUUCCGCUCAACUGCUACGUAGUGCUCAUCUCCAGCCUGGGCAUCAAGACCAACAACUCGCUCUACUUUGCCCUGCACUGGUUUGCUAUGAGCAGCACCUGCUACAAUCCCUUCAUUUACUGCUGGCUGAAUGAGAGCUUCCGUGCGGAGCUCAGAGCCCUGCUGUGUGUGUGCCAGCACACAGCUCAGCCACGAAGCACCGCGCAGCCGCCCGUGGCCACGUCCUGCCGCGAGGCCUGGGGGGAGCGAGCUGGGUGCAUGAAGGGGCCCUCAUCAAACAGCGUUUGCUCCACUGUGCUCAUCCCGACAGCCAACACUGACCUGUGAGCAAGAUGGCAGUGGAUGGAGUUUGGCACACGUCUGAGGGAAGGACUUCUUUGUAGCCAGGUGAACCUCAUCCUUAGGGAUUCCCCCAGAUAACUCAUACUAAAGCCUCCCAGCAGAGUGCAGGUGUAGCAGAAAUGCUAACUCAGGGCUUGAAGAAGCGAUCGAGCACCUGGUGGGAAGGUAGGGCCAACCCAGGGGAACUCAAGUCAAACAAUGCCACUGAGUGAUGGAAGGGAUGGAGCCAGGAUCCACUCCUGCCCAGACCUCAUUUAAGGGCUGGCAGUGGAGGUGAGGGUGUCUCUCUGGAGAUCCCUGUGUACUUGAGGCCUUCCAAAGGUAGACAGCUUUUUUCCAUAGAUUCUGCAUCCAGUGCUGCUACAUUUGGGCUUAUCCUAGCUUGCUGCAGCCAAAGUCUGUGCUGCCCUGCUAUUAUUGCAUUAUAGCAUUACAGCAGGGUAAGGGGAAGUCAGCAGUGGGUGUCACACUGAGUCCUGCUGCUCCUCCUGCCCUGGUCCCAGCCCAGGCUGUGUGCUGGUGGAGCAGAGCACUGUACUGCUCUGGGGCAGGAGCUCCAUCUCUAUGUCAGACCUCAUGUCAUUUGGUUCGCUGAGAAUUUAUUUUAAUAUCUGUUAUAAUUACAUUACAAAUAAAUCUAUACAGAAACUGAAUUAAAGGCCACAAAAUAAUUCAUCAGGGCUGUAGCAUUCACCAACUGGAGAAUUAAAUAAUUCUAGAUAAUUACUAAUUGUUGUGAAAGAGAUUCAUUGAAGCAACUUAAUUGAAUCACAGUUAAAGGGGAGGCUUUCUACAGUUUUGAGAAAAAUAGCUUGAUUUAGCUGUACUUGGGAGGCAAAUGGAGAAAAGAAGACAAUAAAGGAAAGAGAGGAAAAAAAUACAGAGAGACAAAGACAAAGAAUAUCAAGGCAGACAGAAACCAGAUUUGCUGUGUGAUUUUUGCUUGCAGUGUGGAACUGAUGGCAUUGAGAAGCAGUGCUCCUGCCAGGCAGUGAUGGCCCUUCCCAUCACACUGCUCCUCAGAAGCUGCUUGGUGGCUGCAGGGGCCAUUCCUGCCUGCGCCUUUCCAGGUCAUGCUUGAGUGAGGGGCUGCUCCAUCUGUAGAAGGCUGCUGCUAAGCUUCUCCAGUACGUUCUUGCAGGAGCCCUUAAGAAAACAAGGUUUAACUCACUAUUUGUUAAUAGGUAAUGGGAUUCAGGCCAGGUGAUAAGCGAAAUAAAAGGUAGCACUGCUGCUACAGCACUAGGCAGUGGGUUAAGUGAACCUUGAGAACAGCCUUGAUUGGGUAAUGAGCAGGCAAAAUGAGCAGUUAGUGACCCACAGAGUUGUUUGCUGCUCACGGCUGUUCAGCUGAUUCUGAUACUCACUGGCAUCACUAUGGAUUGCAGGUUAGUGUUCACCUGGAAUUUCAGCCUGGAGGAGCACAUCCUUUAUGGCCUAUUUAUAUUGUCCUGGUCAAAAUUUUUAAAUACCCACAAAAGCAAAUGUUUCCCAAAGAAACAAUAGAAAAUGGAAAGCUACAUCCUGUCCCCGAAAGCAUUCUGUAGCAGCACAGGAGCUGGAAUGGCGCCCUGGCUCAUGCAUGGCUCCCAGUGCAGCCAUCAGGGGCACUGGCAGAGCCAGCUUGGUGCUGGGUCCCACCUGGAGAUGGUGCUGGGCCAGCGUGCAGCAAAACAAGCUGCCUUUGCUUCAGGUCGCAGAGAGCUUAAAAAGCAUGGCUGUGUGGUGGGGAGACCCAGACACCUGCAGAGCGCUGUAAAAGCAUAAGGCUGCUCCAACCCCGUGUUCCUCAAGGCAGGAAUUUUAGACAUACACCCACAGACUGCUGCUGCUCACGGGCUGAUGUUUGUUACACACUGCUGCACGCAGUCUGGAGGGUCGAAGAAAUCCCACAAAAAUGUGCUGCCCCAAGGCAGAGGCCCCUUAAGCCAAACCUAAACGUCCAACUUGAUCCCAGUGUGACUUGGAGUGUCCUUCCAUCGUGUGCUGCAUGAAGCACUGUGUGCACAGUGAGAAGAUGAGCUCUGUCUCUUCACAUUUUCUUUCAAUGUUCAAGUUAUAGCUCAGGCUUCGAUGAAAUAACCAUGGCAACAAUAGGAACUCUGAUAUGUUUCAUGAGAAAUAUUAAGCUAUGGCUCUCGCUGUAACUCUGAAAUGAAAUCUGCCGUGCUCUAAUUCUGGAGUAUGAGCUGACCCUGGGAUCGGAUACCACCCCGAGGCUGUUGUGCAGCGCAGGGCGGAUGGGCAGAGGAUUUCAGUGUUGGGUAUUCAGCACUGAGACUGCAGUCCCUCAGACAGAGCCCAGCAGCCCCAGGGCCCUGCCUGGUGCUGGCACUGCUGUCGGCCAUGCAGGCAUCAGAAGUCUCUUAGAGAGAUCUGAAGCUGAGUCCAUCUGUGAGAUUUAUUAGUGUUCUUUUUUGUCUUUCUUUAAAUGGCUUCGUGAUCAUUCUCUGGAGGAAUUGAAGAUCUCAGUCCAAGCAGCAGGUCUCAGCUCAUGCCUUGGUCUCAUGCCAGUCCCCUGCCACGCACAUGGCUGUCUCCUGCUGUGAGGAGUAACUGAGCCUUUUUCCCUAGAUCUGUAAAUUGUAACACGUCUGUAUUGCUGAGCUUUUCUCCCCUAAAUGGGCACAAUGUAGGAGCUGACUGUACUGCAGCUCUGUAAGGACUUUGCUAUCUGGGCUGGUGACUAUCAAUGCCUGAUUGAAAUUCAGAGCCUCACAGCCCGUUGCCCAGAGGCCCCGUAUCACCUGAGGAUGCCCCAACAUGACAGCACUCACUCAGCAGCUUGCAAGAAGAGGAUGGAUGCAUGGCAGGCUGUUCUGGUGGUGGUGUUCUAGUGAUCCUGCACAGAGCAGGGGGGUUGAAACUACAUGAUCAUUGUGGACCUUUUCAACCCACGCCACUCCAUGAUUCUGUGAUUCUAUGAUAUGAGCCGAAUUAUUUGGCUGAAGGGCACGUCUGCUGUGCUGCAGGCACAGGGCUUGUAGCAGCAAUCAGAGGGCUCUCCUGGCUGAGGCCUGUGACAGGCAACAAUAACUCCUGCAGUGGCUAAAACUGGUCAAGGUCAGAGCCAGCCCAGCAGGUAAAUGGAUGCUGAUGUGCUGCAGUCAUUGCUUCGCCUUCAGACGCUGUGUGUGGGUGGGAGCCACCUUAUAGAAAUCUGCUGCACAGAAACUGCCUGAGCACAGACAGCGUGCAGAGAUCCAGCAGCAAUGUCUGAGUGAUUCACAGCCCUGCGUUUCUUGCGUUAGCUCAUGCCAGAUGCAUCCAACUGCCUACAGCAGAGCUGCUGAUGGAGGCGAUAACAGCACAGCAUGGAGGAUACCUGAAUUCCAGAGACAAAUCCCUUACACGGCCCUGCUGCAUAAUGAACAAAGAAACCACCAAAUGCCAAGCCGAUUAGUAAAACAAGGCAGAAAGAAAUGCACAGUGAGUCAUAAGAUUAGCUCAGGAAGGAGAAGCAGAGCAAAACUAUUAGCAGUUAGCUCUCCAGAUAGAAAACAGCACCCUGGGUCUGAAGGGGUACAUGGGAAUAUUCUCGGGUGCAGAUCAAGCCCUGGCAGGUGGGAACACAGCUGGGUCAGUACCAGGGCUGUCUGUCCACUUGCUCUGCUAUGAAACUAGCAGCCUUGUCCAUCCUCAGACUGAGAAAGGAGAGGGAGAAGAACCCCCAUGCCUCACAGGGGCAGUCUGGGUGCAAAGAGCACAGGAAUAGCUGGGAAAUGGUGAACAGAACUCAGGUGGGUGCAGCAGGGAACGGCUCUCUGCUCCUGCAGGACGCAGCUCUGCCCUCUCACCGACCAAACCGAUGCCCAUCUCCCUCCAGCUCUUGCCUCCUGCACUGCGGUUGGGAGAGCAAUGCCUCUGAUCUGCCCGGCUUUGGGUGAGGCCCAGGCAGGAGUACUGGAGGGAUGAGGGCUGGGUUUUAUGCCAAGCAUAACACCUCAGCCAGCUCUGGGUUUGAUUCAGGAUUUCAGAGCCCCACCAGUGCUCGGCAGUAACCCCAGAUCCGUGCAUGUCCCUGUGCUGCCCCGAGGCCCAUUUCCCAGUGCUCCCGAGGCCUUCACUGUUCCCUGCCAGCUCCACAGCUGUGCCAGUGCCCGUUCUGUUCCACUGACCUGAGAUGACGGAUGGGGCAGGCAGGAGCAGCUCCCGACCACUGCAGCGCAUGGGAGUCUGCGGGCAGCGUGGAGAGACUCCUUGGGGCUGUGAGGUCUCCCUUCAGACCGAGCAGCUGUGCUUUGUGUCCCACCAUCCACUCCCUGGCAAUGGUUUCUCCUUUCCCGCCAGCAGUCGGGGUUGAGAUAACACUUUAGCCCAUGUAAUGCAGAUUUGUGUCCCCGAGGCAGGCGUUGCUCACGGUGCCUGCUCAGCCUGCAGCCUGCAGUGCUCCACUGCCCACAGCGAGCUGUGAGGGGUGGCUGUCACCUACCGGAGUGAUGGGGAGAAGUGGAAAAUUGAAAACUCACCAGGCUGAGUCCUGCAGGAACCGAGUGCCUGGUUCCACCACACAGGUGUUUGCCACUGAAAGAGACUUCUUUUGCUCCUGUCACAGCCCACAUGAAAAAAUCUCCUUGGCAGAUAAGAACAGAGGAAUUGACUUAUAAAAUUGGAUUGAUGGACCGUCUAAUUUGUCUGCUGGAGAGAGAAACAAUUGCUUUAUGGGAAACCAUAAGGAACAAUUAGAGGGACCAUCCACAUAGAUGGAAUUCCUGCUCAUUGACUUGCAGUUAGUAAUGCUGUAGGGUCUGUAAGUUUGUACCUCCUCCCGUCUCUCUGUGACGUCUCUCAGCCCACACCACGUCCACCCACCCUCGGGUGUUCUCGGAGGGAGGGUUUCACUCAGGCAGGAGCUCGGCUGGGUGCUUGGAGCUGAAAGCAGUGCAGUGAUUUUCAAGAUGUGAUCACUGACAGCUCCGCAUCUGCAAAGUUCUGUGGCUUGUGUUUCUAAUUGGUUGGAAAGAGAGGUGCUGGGGUACCGCCAGCUGCUGCUGCUCUGCCGCACCUCGGGGGCUGCACAGCACAAAAAGCAGCCUGUCCAUGUGCAGAGUUCUGUGCGGGCUGCAGAUUAUUCUUCUUCUGAAGCUCGAGGGUUAAUUUAGCAAACCUAGAGUUAAAGUCAAUUUACAAAUAAGAUUGCCUUGUGUUAUAUUAAAAACCAUCGUGCUGAUGGCAUUACAUUGUCUUUUACAUACUGAAAUGCAACAUUCUGCUGUCUUUCACAGCUUGCAGGGAAUGAUGUGGAAAUACUACGUUUGUCCUUUGGUUGAAUGGUGCUGGCUAACACAGCUGGUAAAGACCAUGAAUACUGAUUGGUUGUUCAGACAUCUCAGCUAUAGAUGAGAGCGGGUUGCUAAUGAACACUGAGCCUUUUGGUCCCCAGCAGCCAAACCCCUCAGACACCAUCACGUUUCCCCUCCUGACACCCCGAGAUAGGCAAUAUUCACUGCACGCCUGCUGCCCACAUGCAGUAUUUCCGGCAGGGAGCUGAAGGACUGUACCUUCAAACAGCAUUAAACUUUUGCACUCUACAUUGCUGGCUACUUUUGGGGAUUCAUUUCUAAUUUGAGGGCAGUUUAUUCAUUUAUGACGUGAUUCGUGGUGCAGAUGGAGAAAUGGACAAAGGCAAAAAAGGGAAGAAGAGACUGAGCGUCGGUGAUAAACGCAGUCAUCCCAGCCCUUCCAGCAGCCAUUGCUGUGCCCGCUGCCACAGCCUGCCCACAUUCCCCAGUCAACUCCUACCUCCUGGCAACAGUCAAUCAUUCAAUAAUAUGCUGUAAGACGUGUUUUCACUCAUGUAUAGUUGCCUUUGUGUCCUGCAGGGAAGAAGUAAUGCGAGAACCACACACAUACGGGAAAACUGGAGAAUGUAAAAUGGAAAACGGAGUGAAUGAACAAUAAAAAGUCAUCUGUGUGGAGGGAGAGAAAGGAAGGCACCUUGGACAUGGAAAUUCAGCUCUUAUGGAUUUAAGUCUUCAUUUUCAGCAACCAAAAUGUAACUGACUGUUCUCUCAGCUCCGUGGAGGAGAUGGGAAGGGCUGGCAGACACCGCUGAGGCCGUCCUUCAAAAACACAAACUGACAUUUGAUGACCAGCUUUCUGUUCAGCUUCUCUCUCACGAGUGCUCCUCUCCCUGGCUGUGGCUGCCUUGUCGGGUGCUGCAGCAUUACCUGCUGCAAAGCAGGUGUCGAAGCCAUGGCCACAGCCGCCUCCGGGAACCACGGGGCCAUGCAGGGCCACUCCCAGCCUGGCUUAGUGCUCAGGGGUGGCAUUGCCCUGAACCGGAGCCCACAUGGCACGGAGGGCACUGGACAAUGGGGAAUCAGUCAGACACGCUGAUGGCAGGAGCAGAGGGGCUUGGGAAAUGCACUCUGAUCAUUUAUGAGCAGUUCUUGUAACCGUCACAUAAUUGCAUGUAAUGAGGCAUCAUUGUGUGCUAAUGAGCAGCUGUGCCACGUUAAACCCUGGCAGAGCUCCUGCUCUGUGCACUAUGGGUGGCUUUGCUGCCUUGCUGGGCACUCCCAAGGGCUUUGGCAGGCCCCAGGUUGCUCCUCGCCUGCUUCUGCCACACGGCACAUGCUCCAGCAAGGCAACUGCAGGCUGUCCUCAUCCUGUGCCCGUGUUCAUUGCUGGUGCCUCCUGCACUGCUUCGCUGUGCAGAUGC
This is a messenger RNA of Meleagris gallopavo (turkey), 8530 nucleotides long. RefSeq names its product G-protein coupled receptor 83-like. Gene Ontology annotation, molecular function: neuropeptide Y receptor activity. The record is from RefSeq and is a predicted model, not a curated record. Gene Ontology annotation, cellular component: plasma membrane. NCBI's taxonomy places the organism in Eukaryota, Metazoa, Chordata, Aves, Galliformes, Phasianidae. Gene Ontology annotation, biological process: neuropeptide signaling pathway.